Ricinus communis (castor bean) is the source of this 1227-nucleotide messenger RNA. Its product is annotated as tetraspanin-8. The record is from RefSeq and is a predicted model, not a curated record. Gene Ontology annotation, cellular component: plasmodesma; plasma membrane. Lineage: Eukaryota; Viridiplantae; Streptophyta; Magnoliopsida; Malpighiales; Euphorbiaceae. The coding region runs from base 158 to 973 and encodes 271 amino acids. Gene Ontology annotation, biological process: auxin-activated signaling pathway. The transcript has 2 exons.
CAUAAUAUCUCUGCCCUUUUAUUUGUCACGCGUCAAAAAUCUCCCUCUACACCUAUUCCUACUGCUACUAUAUAUAACCCAUUCCUUUGCCCAUCACAAUUCAGUUUUAAUUUCUUUUCCCCUUUCUUUCAGUUUCUCUGCACCCAAACACUGCACAAUGUUUCGUCUAAGCAACAAUUUAGUAGGAUUCCUCAACUUCAUAACAUUUCUUCUCUCGAUCCCAAUCCUGGGCGCAGGGAUCUGGCUGCGGAACCAUGGAACCUCCGAAUGCGAGAGGUUUCUUGACACGCCUGUAAUCGUGUUGGGCGUUUUCUUGAUGUUGGUAUCGUUGGCCGGUCUUGUCGGAGCGUGUUGCCGCGUGUCAUGGUUACUCUGGCUUUAUCUAUUGGUUAUGUUCAUCUUGAUUGUGUUGCUCUUUUGUUUCACGAUCUUCGCUUUUGUUGUCACUAAUAAAGGUGCUGGUCAAGUCCUGUCUGGAAGAGGAUAUAAAGAGUAUAGAUUGGGUGAUUAUUCUAAUUGGUUACAAAAGAGAGUUAAUAAUACUAAGAAUUGGAACAAGAUUAAGAGUUGUUUGGCUGAUAGUAAAGUUUGUUCUGAUUUUAAUCAGAAGUAUUUGAAUGAUACUCUUACCAUCUUGUAUACCAGGCACUUAUCUGCUGUUCAGUCUGGUUGCUGCAAGCCAGCAGAUGAAUGCGCUUACCAGUAUGUAAGCCCAACCAAUUGGACACCCGGAGCUACAAAUUCCACAAAUCCUGACUGUGCUGCAUGGAGCAAUGAUCAGAAUAUUCUUUGCUUCAACUGCAAUUCAUGCAAGGCUGGACUGCUUGACAACCUCAAGAGUGAUUGGAAGAAGGUUGCUGUGGUGAACAUCAUAUUCUUGAUCUUCCUAAUCAUUGUCUACUCUGUUGGAUGCUGUGCUUUCCGGAAUAACAGAAGGGAUAAUCACUUUUCUGGAUGGAAGCAUAACCCUUGAGAGACACAGAUUAGUUUAACUAGAGCAUGAACUGGUAUAUUAAUGUCUGCAGUAGGAUUAGUAGUUUUAGGCAGCCACCUCUUUAUUUGCUGCUGUGUUUGUUAUCAUGUUAGAUAUCUGCUCCUUUGGGUUCUUUCUCUCUUGUAUAGCAUUUUAUAUGCUUGAAUUUUAUUUGUUUAAUUUUUUUUUUUUUGUUAUGUUUUUAUUAGAACACAUUGGAUAUAUAUUAAUUCUAUAUUCCUUUAUGCUUUAAA